This is a messenger RNA of Cherax quadricarinatus, 1269 nucleotides long. RefSeq lists its product as uncharacterized. The record is from RefSeq and is a predicted model, not a curated record. NCBI's taxonomy places the organism in Eukaryota, Metazoa, Arthropoda, Malacostraca, Decapoda, Parastacidae.
CUGCUCGUCUUGGAGCUGUCAUUGUUGAUUAAUGUGGUGAUGGUGGUACUUGUGCGUCAGCCUUUCGUUUGUUUGAAUGACCUCUUGACUAAGACAAGUAGUCCAGGCUCCUUCAUUCGACCAGGAUUUUUCUCCACUGCACAGGAUAACUUUUCCUUUCUUGCCAGGAUUAAGUUUCUUCGUACAGGAUUCCUCCAUAUCGACUGACACGACACUUGUGUACUUGAGGCUCGUAAUAAUAUCGAAGCGUUUACUACGAAUUUCCGUUUGACUUAAGCGUUACAUGAUUUUGGCGUGUUCAGUGUUUUACAGUAAUUUGGUCUUGAAAUACAUUAGGCUAAUUCCUUUUAUGAGGGUACAAAGUCGUCAUAUGUUGGCUUCGGGUUCCUCUCACCCAGUGAAAGACUGUAGACUGCCUACAACUAGUUACACUUGUUCGCCUGUGCACACUACUCCAAUGAGUUACACCUGCCCUCCACCUGUCGUAGUUAAGGUGCACUUCAAGAAGCACGUUAGAGACAACCCAGUGCUUGCUGCUGCUGUGCAGGAAGCGGAUGAAGCCAGGCUGGCGCGACUCCAACAGAGGCAACAACAGCCAGUGGAGUGCUGCUAUAAAAUAUCUCCCACUUUGCACGAUGCCCUCUUCCCGCAGAGCUUGCCAAGUCCUGGCCUGGAACAGCGUUUGGCCCCCUCCAGGUGUACCAGGGCCAGCACUAGUGAGUCCAAGGAGCCUUCCCAAGACGGCACCAUUCCUCAUGACAGUACCCCCUCGGUAGGAGAGACUUCGAGCCAAAAGAAUGGUCAUAAUGGCUGGAUGGAAUUCAUAAGACGGGUCCUACGCACUUUCAUUCCAUUCUGUAAGGAGGUAGUAGACUCGUGAAGACUUCUGGACUACGGUUGUGUUCAAGCGUUUAAGGAGCAGUGUUUAAGAUUGUUUUUCUUUAAACUUGUGCUUUUUAGUUCAGCUUUUGAUGGACCAUGCAAAAAAUUUAUCUUUUGUGAAUUAAACUUCUCCCGCAGUCUUGCUCAGAGACGAUCACGUCCUUCACAACUGUGUUUUUGCAAGUGAAUGAAAUUGUCACUAAAUAUAUUUAAUAUUUAGUAACAAGUGGAACUAGUUAUAGCCAUUUAUUUCUUCAGCUAAACAGUUUCUUCGUUGACAAAUACAUAUUCGUAUGCUUGUUGCCAUAUUUUGAGUAAUACUAAAUUUUAUACUAGGCAUGCUUUAUUUUUGUGUAUAAUACUUUCUACAGAAAACCUUUCAAAGAA